AAAAGUGUAGGCCUAUUCAAAGACAAAUUAGAAAUAAAUGAACACUAUCCAGUUCAAACAGAAAAAGAUUAUAUAUCCAGAGACAAUGGAAAUAAUUACAAUAGCAUUUUCACUCUUUCCCAUGAAAAUGGGUCCCUUACAUCUCAUAAAAGGAUCCUCACAGGAGAGAAGCCAUACAAAUGCAUGGAAUGUGGAAAGAGCUUCCGUAAAAACAGUUCUCUUACUGUUCAUCAAAGAAUCCACACAGGGGAGAAGCCAUAUAAAUGCACCAAAUGUGGAAAAAGUUUCACUAACAACUGGUCCCUCACAUGUCAUAGAAGGAUCCACACUGGAGACAAGCUAUAUAAAUGCAUGGAGUGUGGAAAGAGCUUCCAUGGAAACUUGUCUCUUACUGUUCAUCAAAGGAUCCACACAGGGGAGAAGCCAUAUAAAUGCAUUGAGUGUGGAAAGAGCUUCCGUGAAAACAGGUGUCUUACUCUUCAUAAAAGGAUCCACACAGGGGAGAAGCCAUAUAAAUGCAUGGAGUGUGGAAAGAGCUUCCAUGGAAACUUGUCUCUUAUUGUUCAUCAAAGGAUCCACACAGGGGAGAACCCAUAUAAAUGCAUGGAGUGUGGGAAGGGCUUCAGGCAACAUAGUAAGUUGACUUCCCAUAAAAGGAUCCACACAGGAGAGAAGCCAUAUAAGUGCAUAGAGUGUGGAAAAAGUUUUACUAAGAGCCAUUCCCUCACCUCUCAUGGAUGUAUCCACACAGGAGAGAAGCCAUAUAAAUGCAUGGAGUGUGGAAAGAGAUUCUCUGCAAAUAGUUAUCUUACUGUUCACCAAAGAAUCCACACAGGAGAGAAGCUGUCUAAAUGCAUGGAGUGUGGAAAGAGCUUCUCUACCUAUAGUUAUCUUACUGUUCACCAAAGGAUCCAUGCAGGAGAGAAGCCACAUAAAUGCAUGGAGUGUGGAAAGAGCUUCUAUGUAAAUAGUCAUCUUACUGUUCACCAAAGGAUCCACACAGGGGAGAAGCCACAUAAAUGCAUGGAGUGUGGAAAGAGCUUCCGUGGAAACUUGUGUCUUACUCUUCAUAAAAGGAUCCACACAGGGGAGAAGCCAUACAAAUGCAUGGAGUGUGGAAAGAGCUUCUGUCAAAAGAGUUCUCUUACUGUUCAUCGAAGGAUCCACUCAGGAGAGAAGCCACAUAAAUGCAUGGAGUGUGGAAAUAGCUUCUCUGCAAAUAGAUAUCUUACUGUUCACCAAAGGAUCCACACAGGGGAGAAGCCGUAUAAAUGCAUGGAGUGUGGGAAGGCCUUCAGGCAACACAGUAACCUAAGUUCCCAUAGACGGGUCCAUACAAGAGACAAGCCAUAUAAAUGCAUGGAGUGUGGAAAGAGCUUCCGUGAAAACAGGUCUCUUACUGUUCAUCAAAGGAUCCACACAGGGGAGAAGCCGUAUAAAUGCAUGGAGUGUGGGAAGGCCUUCAGGCAACACAGUAACCUAAGUUCCCAUAGACGGGUCCAUACAAGAGACAAGCCAUAUAAAUGCAUGGAGUGUGGAAAGAGCUUCCGUGAAAACAGGUCUCUUACUGUUCAUCAAAGGAUCCACACAGGGGAGAAGCCGUAGAAAUGCAUGGAGUGUGGGAAAAGUUUCACUAACAGCUGUUCCCUCAGAUCUCAUAGAAGUAUCCAUACAGGAGAGAAGCUGUACAAAUGCAUGGAGUGUGGAAAGAGCUUCCGUGAAAACAG
Molecule: messenger RNA, 1727 nt
Organism: Python bivittatus (Burmese python)
Lineage: Eukaryota; Metazoa; Chordata; Lepidosauria; Squamata; Pythonidae
Source: RefSeq, a predicted model, not a curated record